This is a messenger RNA of Cherax quadricarinatus, 1108 nucleotides long. The record is from RefSeq and is a predicted model, not a curated record. NCBI's taxonomy places the organism in Eukaryota, Metazoa, Arthropoda, Malacostraca, Decapoda, Parastacidae.
GGGGUAAUGUUGUGUUAUUAUUGAGAGAAUAGUGUCAAGUCGAGGGUUGACAUAGUUGUUGACAAACAGGAGCCAGCCAGUCACUCCACACUGUUGUCUUCACUACUAGCACAAUGCCGGCGGAAAAUUUGGAAGAACAGGGCCUCGAAAAGAACCCAUAUCUCCCUCUGGCGCAGCUCAAGUUCAGACUGACGUUGAAUGAUUUUAAGAAUGAUUCCAAGAUGAAGGAGGAGCUAAUGCAGGCCAUCGUGAAGGACAAUAUGGCACCAUUCUAUGAGGAGUGUUGCCGUGAUUUAGGCUGGCAACUGGACAGUGCCUUGCUUGAAAGGAUGAAGAAAGAAAAUGAGAAAGAAUUGCACACAAUGAAUGAAACAAUUGAGGAAGCAGAGAAGUCCAUGGGGGAGACAGAGAUUCGAGAGGCAAACCUAAAGAAGGCUGAAUAUCUUUCACGCAUUGGAGAUAAAGAGGAAGCAGUAAAGGCCUUUGCUAAAACCUACGACAAGACAGUCUCUCUUGGGCAGCGUUUGGAUCUUGUUUUUCAUAACAUUCGUCUUGGUCUUUUUUAUCUUGACCACUCGCUUAUUACAAGAAACUUAGAAAAAGCAAAGAGCCUCAUUGAAGAGGGAGGUGAUUGGGAUCGCCGCAAUCGGCUAAAAGUAUAUGAAGGAGUUUACUGCAUGGCUGUCAGAGACUUCAAAAAGGCUGCCACUCUCUUUUUAGAUACAAUCAGCACAUUUACUUCUUAUGAAUUGAUGGACUACACUAGAUUUGUUGGUUACACUGUUUUGGUGUGCAUGAUAGCUCUUCCUCGUAACGAUCUUAGAACUAAAGUUGUGAAGGGUUCAGAAAUUCAGGAGGUACUUCACUCAGCUGAGGAUCUCAAAACUUACCUUCUUUCUCUGUAUGAGUGUCAAUACCACACCUUUUUCCAGAAGCUAUCAUGGGUUGAAGGCGAGUUACGUCAUGACCGACUACUAGCACCACACUAUAGGUAUUAUGUGAGAGAGAUGAGAAUUCUGGCUUAUACACAGCUACUAGAGUCCUAUCGAUCUCUCACACUUCAUUAUAUGGCUGCAGCAUUUGGAGUUUCCACUGAAUUCAUUGACAG